Messenger RNA from Colletotrichum karsti, 3090 nucleotides. RefSeq names its product putative pfs domain-containing protein. The transcript is spliced from 2 exons. NCBI's taxonomy places the organism in Eukaryota, Fungi, Ascomycota, Sordariomycetes, Glomerellales, Glomerellaceae. Gene Ontology annotation, molecular function: catalytic activity. The record is from RefSeq and is a predicted model, not a curated record. The coding region runs from base 1 to 3090 and encodes 1029 amino acids. Gene Ontology annotation, biological process: nucleoside metabolic process.
AUGUCUGACCCGUCAAAGUACUCAAUCGGGUGGAUUUGCGCCAUCAGCACUGAGUACGUCGCUGCUCGAGCCUUUCUCGACGCAACACACGACCCUCCCGAAUGCGUUGCUCCGAACGAUGGCAAUGAGUAUACGCUUGGGCAAAUAGGCAAGCAUAACGUUGUUGUCGCUGUUCUGCCAGAUGCCGAGUAUGGAUUGUCGACAGCGUCUGCCGUUGCUAAGGGCAUGCUGUGUUCAUUCCCCAACAUCCGCGCUGGCCUUAUGGUCGGCAUUGCUGGAGGCGCCCCCAUACUUAGCCUUGGUCGGGAUAUUCGGUUAGGGGAUAUUGUUGUCAGCUCUCCAUGCGACGGACACGGCGGCGUGUUUCAGUAUGACUUCGGCAAAUUGGUCCAGACUGUAGAUGGACAAACCUUCCAGCCAACCCGCUUUCUGAACCAACCCCCGGACGUUCUCAGAGCUGCUGUUACCGGCCUGAAGGUUGAGAUCGAAGAGCAGGGCCACACUAUUGAUCAGGAAAUUGAAGCAGUCUUUGCGAAGAAGCCAAGACUACGAUCGAAGUAUAGUCGACCACCUCCCGAAGCAGACAAGCUUUACUUAAGCCAUGUUGUUUCCGACUCGAGCAAGCCAGAACCAGGGCCAGAAAUGCUGGUACAUCGACCUAGACGAACAGAAGAAAAGGACAACCCGGCCAUCUUCUACGGACUAAUAGCCUCUGCGAAUCAACUCAUAAAAGACGCUACCCAGAGAGACAAGCUAGCCAAAAGCAAUCAAGUCUUAUGCUUUGAAAUGGAAGCAGCGGGACUUAUGAAUCACUUUCCUUGUUUGGUGAUCAGGGGCAUCUGUGAUUAUUCCGACUCGCACAAGAACAAGCAGUGGCAGGGCUAUGCAGCUAUGGCAGCAGCUGCAUACGGGAGGGCCAUAAUUCGACGUAUUCAGAGGAACCGGCUUGAACUUGAGAAGAAAUUAACAUCAGUUCUUUCCAAUGAUGUUGAGAAUGUCAGGCAAGAUGUGUCUCAAGUCAAAGUCAUGAUAGACUACGGCAACCUUGACAAGCUCUCCGUGGCAGAAGAGGCUGAGUACAAUUCGAGUCACAAUCAGCAUGAGCCGAAAUGCCAUCCGAAAACAAGGAUCGACCUACUGGAAGAGAUUCAAGUCUGGGCAGAAGACGAAAACGACCACCGUAUCUACUGGCUUAGUGGAUCUGCUGGGACCGGAAAGUCUACCAUUUCUAGAACGAUUGCACAGAGGUUCUACAAUGAGAAGCUACUCGCUGCCACCUUUUUCUUCAAGAGAGGUAUUGCUGCUUGCAACACAGCAUCAAUGCUAUUUUCAACUAUUGCUCGCCAACUAGCGAGGCACCGACCUGCACUACAGAGCUUCCUAAUAGACGCUAUUAAGGAGACAGACAACAUUGCCUCAAAAGGUAUUGAAGAUCAAUACCGUAAACUGAUCUUCAACCCAAUGGAGAAUGCUUUUAUAAACAUCUAUGAAAAAGUAUUUGAACAGGUCUACCGCAAGGUCUACAAAACGACGUUCAAGCAAGUGUACUUGGACCUAAUCAAGACAUCAAAAUCUUCGGACCACUCGAUUGAUGUCGAGAAAUAUGCCGAUCGAGAAAUUGUCAACGACCUUCAGUACAUUCUCAAGCCUGCUAUCGAGGAAGCCCUGAGGCUCGCCCAUGGAACGAAAGUUGCAGAAACCCAAAUAAACGUGGACGCCAUGAACACAGACGUUGAGUAUAGCUACGAGCAAAAGUUCGGGGGGCUUCUCAGAGGCGAAGCCUUAGCUAUGUCUCGGAGACUGGCUAGUAUCGCUGCAGGAGAAGACGAAGCUUCUCAAAGAAUGGCCAAAAAGGCAGCAAGAGCAAAGGCGUACGAGAAAGCUUUCGAGGCAUCACAAGAAGAAGUCAAAUUGCAAACUUCGUUUCUCGUUCUCGAUGCAUUGGACGAGUGUUCAUCGGCGGAAGACAUUGCAGCCUUUGUCCCACUGCUAUCUGAGCUCUCCAAGUCUAGGGUUUUCAGCAUCAAAGUAUUCCUCACUAGCAGACCAGAACACGCUGUUCGCUGUCCAUUCACACCGAUCACAGGUCUCUACGAGAAGGUUCUGCACAAGGUUAUGCCGGAAAUCGUCUCCAGGGACAUCAGAAUCUUUCUCAGGGACGAAUUGGCGGCUAUGAAAGAUAAGUGGAAUGCCAGAAAGCGGAACAACAAGAGACAGCAACUGCAACUCGGUUGGCCAGGAGAAUCGAGACUAGAAAUUCUGGUGGAGCAAGCCAGCGGCAUUUUCAUUUUCGCAGCGACUAUAUGUCGCUUUCUCGACGACCCUUUUCAGAACCCUGAAGAUCAGUUGUCCCUUGUCAUUGAUGCCACGAAGGCAGGUGGUAUUAACCACAGAUUGUCACCCACAUAUCUCCCUGUACUCUGGCAAUUGAAGAUAAACCGCACCAAGCAAGAGACGGACUUCAUGUUGAACAUGUUCCGGAGAAUCGUUGGGACCGUCAUUCUGAUCGAGCAGCCAUUGCCUGUCGAUUCAAUAAGUGGUCUACUGGGCAUCGACGUCACACAAGUUGAGAGAAUACUGGAUCCCUUGAUUUCUUUGAUCGACAUUCCGGAAGAUCGAAAUGCGCCUGUCAAGCCUUUUCAUCUAUCUUUUCGGGAUUUCCUCUUGAGUCCGGAGGCUGGAAACUUCCAAAUCCUUUAUCAGCAAACACAUCAGCAAAUCGCGCUUAGCUGCAUGGAUUUACUUACCAAUACACGUCGGCAUCAGUUGCAUUACAACAUGUGCAACUUAGAUUUUGCGUCGCCGUCAACAGUCGACUCUGACUCGGUUUCGCGGUACCUGCAGCCACAUGUCCAAUAUGCAUGUCUUUACUGGGUGUAUCACCUUUCGGAGGGUGGUAUGCGCAUCCAAACCGGCGACGAGGCCUACAAGCUCCUGAGGACUCAUUUGCUCCAUUGGCUUGAGGUUCUGAGCAUUCUUGGACCGGUAGAGAAUGCAAUAUCCAUGCUCAACAGACUGAUUGGCCUUGUCGAUGUAAGUCCACCUUCGCCCCGCUUUUGCAGGUUGACGUUACUGAGUCGAAGCUGCUAG